UCAAGCGAUGUAACAAUGUGGGGAUUUAGACUAACGGACAAAGACAGCAAAGAGCCGAGUGUCAAAGAGAGUGAGGCUCCUACCUCCAAAUCUUCCAUACCAGAAGGAUUUGGUACAGUUUCUGAAGCCGAGGAGCCUCAAGUUGCACCCAGUUCUGAACAAGUAGAAGAGAAAAAGGAACUGGAUGAUGUACCCGCUAUUGCUGAGACAAAAGAACCUGAAGUGGUAUCGGAAGUGACGCUAGAAUUAGAAAAGACAAAAGACGCUGAAGUUCUGCACAUAACAGAUGAACCCAAGGAUACAGUAGUGGCACCUGCAGAAAUAACACCUGUCUUAACAGAACCUGCGCUUGAAGUAACCCCAGCUUUAAAAGAGCCUGUGCUAGAUGUAACACCUGCUGUAGGAGAACCUGACCUAGAAUCUAAACCUGCUGAAACAGAGCCUGAGCUAGAAGUGAAACCUGCUGAAACAGUGGCUGAGCCAGAAGUAAAACCUGCUGAAACAGUGGCUGAGCCAGAAGUAACACCUGCUGAAACAGUGGCUGAGCCAGAAGUAACACCUGCUGAAACAGUGGCUGAGCCAGAAGUAACACCUGCUGAAACAGUGGCUGUAACACCUGCUGAAACAGUGGCUGAGCCAGAAGUAACACCUGCUGAAACAGUGCUGAACCACAAAGUAACACCUGCUGAAACAGUGGCGGAGCCAGAAGUAAAACCUGCUGAAACAGUGGCUGAGCCAGAAGUAACACCUGCUGAAACAGUGGCUGAGCCAGAAGUAACACCUGCUGAAACAGUGGCUGAGCCAGAAGUAAAACCUGCUGAAACAGUGGCUGAGCCAGAAGUAAAACCUGCUGAAACAGUGGCUGAGCCAGAAGUAACACCUGCUGAAACAGUGGCUGAGCCAGAAGUAACACCUGCUGAAACAGUGGCUGAGCCAGAAGUAACACCUGCUGAAACAGUGGCUGAGCCAGAAGUAAAAGCUGAAGUGAAGGAGGCUGAGAUGGCACCGAGUGAUGAUAGUAUACGGAAAGUAGGUUUGGUGAAUAAAAUUAUCCAAUACUUUUCCAAGGAGAAAGAACCUAUAAAGGAGAUUGUAGUUGAGGGCGGAGAAAAAAUUGAGGAAAAGAUUGCAGAAGCAGUCAGUGAGUCAGCAGUAUUUGUUGAGAAAGAAGCAGAUAAAGUGAUUAAAGAAGCAGAGGUAGUUGAAGAGAUCAGUGAAAAGGUGGAAUCUGCAGUACAGAUUGUGGAAGAAGCUGCAGAUGCUGCUGCCACAGCUGCUCAUGAUACUCCUGGUAUUCCUGAAUCUGUUGCAGAGAAAGCUGAAGAGACAAAGACAAUAGCUGAAACAGUGGAAGAGGUCGUUGGUACGGUAGAGUUUGUUGCAGAGAAGGUUGAAGAAAUAGCUGAGGAGAUCAAAAAGGAAGCAGAGGUUAUUGAAAGUAAAGCAGUUGAACUGAUAGAGAGCAAAGAAAAGAGGGAAGAACUCAUAGAAAAAGCUAUUGAUUAUGUGACUGGUAAGAUACAUGAGGAACUGGAGAGUUCAGAAGUCAUUAAACCAGAAGCAGCACUUGUAGAAGAACCUGUGGCAGUUGCAGAAGUUAAGGAACCUGAAGUGGCAUCUGCUGAAGAAGGAAAGCAAGAAGAAGCAAGGGAGCUGGAAAUGCCAGAGGGAAGUGAAAUUCAAGAAAAACUUCCUGCUGUAUCUGAAGAAAGAGAGGCAGUAGUGGAACCAGUUGAAGAAAUGAAAGAGGAUAAAAUAACCACAGAGAAGAGUGCUGAAAAGAUUGGCUUGGUUAAUAAACUAAUCCAGAUCUUCUCCAGUGAGGACGAAAAACAUGCUGAUGAAAAGGAGCCGAUACAGCCAGUGGUAAAGGAAGCUGUUCCUGAAGUUGGCGACAAAGUGGAAGAAGAAGUAUCCCAAGAUGUGGAAAAGGAAGCAGCAGAUACUGUGAAAGAAGGGAGCAUAGAGGAACCUGCAGUGGCAGCAGCCGUUGAAGUUGCACCACCUGAAAUGCUUGUAACAGAAGAACAGCAGCCACAGUCAGUACCUACUUCAGAAGAAAAAGAAACAACAUUGAUUCAUGCUGAAAAAACACAAAAAGAGAGAGUAGGUUUAGUUGAUAAAAUAGUGCAGUUCUUCUCCAGUGAGGAAGAAAAACCUGAGCCUGUAAAGGAGGUUGUAGAAACACUGGUAAAGGAAGCUGUUGUUGAGGGUGGAGAAAAAGUUGAGGAAAUAAUUGCAGAGGCUGUUAGUGAUGUAGCAAAAGAAGCUGAGAAAGAAGCAGAUGAAGUAUUAAAGGUGACUGAAGUAGUUGAAAAGGUAAGUGAAAAGGUGGAAUCAGUUGUAGAUGUUAUAGAGGAAGCUGCAAGUGCUGCUGCCACAGCUGCUCAUGAUACUCCUGGUAUUCCUGAAUCUGUUGCAGAGAAAGCUGAAGAGACAAAGACAAUAGCUGAAACAGUGGAAGAGGUUGUUGGUACGGUAGAGUUUGUUGCAGAGAAGGUUGAAGAAAUAGCAGAGGAGAUUAAAAAGGAAGCAGAGGCUAUUGAAAGUAAAGCAGUUGAACUGAUAGAGAGCAAAGAAAAGAGGGAAGAACUCAUAGAAAAAGCUAUUGAUUAUGUGAUUGGACAAACACCUGAAGAACUUAAAGAAACAGAGGCCAAAGAAUCACAACCAGUAGAAGAGGAAGUAAAACAAAUUGAAGAAGUAAAGGCAAAAGAAGAGGCACCAGUUGCAGAAGUGAAGGAGGCUGAAGCUGUUGCAGACAAAAGUAUUGAGAAGAUAGGAUUGGUUGGUAAACUUAUCCAGUUGUUUACUAAUGAAGAGAAGACACCAGAAUCAGUAGAACCAGUGGUAAAAGAUGCUAUAGUUGAAGGUGGUGAAAAAGUGGAGGAAAAAGUUGCAGAAGUGGUGAGUGAAGUAGCCCAAGAUGUAGAGAAAGAUACAGCAGAUAUAUCUAAAGUUGCACAAGUUGUAGAUGAUGUUAGUACAAAGGUUGAAUCAGUUGUAGAAGUUGUUGAAGAAGUUGCUGGUGCUGCUGCCACAGCUGCUCAUGAUACUCCUGGCAUUCCUGAAUCUGUUGCAGAAAAGGCUGAAGAGACAAAGACAAUAGCUGAGAAGGUGGAAGACAUCGUUGGCACAGUAGAGCUUGUAGCAGAGAAGGUUGAGGAAAUAGCAGAGGAGAUUAAAAAGGAAGCAGAGGCUAUUGAAAGUAAAGCAGUUGAACUGAUAGAGAGCAAAGAAAAGAGAGAAGAACUCAUAGAAAAGGCUAUUGAUUAUGUGAUUGGACAAACACCUGAAGAACUUAAGGAAACAGAGGCCAAAGAAUCCCAACCAACACCCUUAGAAGAGGAAGUAAAACAAGUUGAAGAAGUAAAGGCAAAAGAAGAGGCACCAGCUGCAGAAGUGAAGGAGGCUGGUGGAGCCGUUGCCGACGAAAGUAUUGAGAAGAUAGGAUUGGUUGGUAAACUUAUCCAAUUGUUUAGUAAUGAAGAGAAGACACCAGAGUCAAUAGAACCAGUGGUAAAAGAUGCUGUAGUUGAAGUAGAAAAAGUGGAGGAAAAAGUUGCAGAAGCGGUGAGUGAAGGAGCCCAGAGUGUGGAGAAAGAUGCAGCAGAUAUAUCUAAUGUUGCACAGGCUGUAGAUGAUGUUAGUACGAAGGUUGAAUCGGCAGUAGAAGCUACUGAAGAGGGAAAGGCAAAAGAAGAGGCACCAGUUGCAGAAGUGAAGGAGGCUGAAGCUGUUGCAGAUGAAAGUAUUGAGAAGAUAGGAUUGGUUGGUAAACUUUUCCAAUUGUUCACUAAUGAAGAGAAGACACCAGAGUCAGUAGAACCAGUGGUAAAAGAUGCUAUAGUUGAAGGUGAGGAAAAAGUUGCAGAAGUGGUGAGUGAAGUAGCCCAGAGUGUGGAGAAAGAUGCAGCAGAUAUAUCUAAUGUUGCACAGGCUGUAGAUGAUGUUAGUACGAAGGUUGAAUCGGCAGUAGAAGCUGUUGAAGAAGUAAAGGUGAAAGAAGAGGCACCAGCUGCAGAAGUGAAGGAGGUUGAAGCUGUUGCAGAUGAAAGUAUUGAGAAGACAGGAUUGGUUGGUAAACUUAUCCAGUUGUUUACUAAUGAAGAGAAGACACCAGAGUCAGUAGAACCAGUGGUAAAAGAUGCUGUAGUUGAAGGUGGAGAAAAGGUGGAGGAAAAAGCUGCAGAAGUGGUGAGUGAAGUAGCCCAAGAUGUAGAGAAAGAUACAGCAGAUAUACCUAAAGAAGCAGAAGAUAUAGUUGAUGUUAGUACAAAGGUUGAAUCGGCAGUAGAAGCUGUUGAAGAAGUAAAGGUGAAAGAAGAGGCACCAGCUGCAGGAGUGAAGGAGGCUGAAGCUGUUGCGGAUAAAAGUAUUGAGAAGAUAGGAUUGGUUGGUAAAGUUAUCCAGUUCUUCUCAAGUGAGGAAGAAAAGUCUGGAAAAGAUGUAGGAAUUAAAGAUGAAUUGGCAGAAACAGUUGAGAAAGCAGCAGAUGAAGUAAUUGCUGCAACUGGAGUAGUUGAAGAGAUUAGUAAAAAGGUGGAAUCAGCUGUAGAUGUUGUAGAAGAAGCUGCAGGUGCUGCUGCCACAGCUGCUCAUGAUACACCGGGUAUUCCUGAAUCUGUUGCAGAGAAGGCUGAAGAGGCAAAGGAAAUAGCUGAGAAGGUGAAAGAGGUCAUUGCCACUGUGGAAUCUGUUGCAGAAAAGGUUGAGGAAGUAGCAGAAGAAACUAAAAAGGAAGCAGAGAUCAUAGAAGUUAAGGCUGACACAUCUCAGGCAGAAUCUGGUUUGAUAGGUCAGCUGGUUAGCAUCUUCUCUAAAAAAGAAACUAAAGAAGAUGUCUCACCUGUUCCUGAAGCUGCAGUAGAGUCACAGGAACCAGAUACAGGUGUUAAGCUUGAAGUAACGGAAAAGUCAGAUUCAGAAGGAGCCAAGGAUACUUCCAUUGACAUUGUAAAUAUUGAUGAAACCGUUUCUACCUCAUUGAAACCUUCAGAAACCAUUGAUGAUUCUACGCCUGUGGUUGAUGAGCACUUGUCAUCUGAAUCGGCAAAGAAAGAAACUUUAGUGGAGAAAAUUGCAAGUUUGUUUGGUGAGAAAAAAAACGACAGUAAGCAGACUGCUGGUGUUACUUCAGAUAGUAGUAAGGAAAUUCAUGCAUCUGACUCUCCAACAGAGGCUGUUCCAGAACCGGUAGCAGUUGGUGAUUCCUCACCCGAAGGAGCGACAUCAGUGUCAGGACCUUCUGAUGAGUCCCAGGUACAGUCCCCCUCUGUUAGAAUAAGCCAGGGUACAGUUCAAGGGGUGGAAGGUAGCAUUUCAGGUUUGUCAACACCAGAAGUUCUUCAUGCACCAAGAGAAGAUUCGCCAUCUUUUAGUGAGAAAACAACAGAACCAGUUUUGGAAGUGAAGGACAAAGGUCUCUUCGAUCGCCUGGCAGAAUUGAUAAGUAGCGAUGAAAAGCAGAACAUUGUGGCCUCUUCUGGUGCUGUUUCUCAGCAACCAAUAGAAGAAGCACACCAACAACCAUUGCCUGAAAAAACUGAGAGUGAAGUUUCUGGUUCGGAUAAAGCUGCUACAGAGGAAAAAAAGCCUUCAUUCCUGAAUAAGAUUACAACAAUGCUGAAAAGUAAAGGUUCUCCUGAAAUUACCAGUACUGAAAAAGAAUCAACUCAGGGUAGUGAAAACUCAAAAGAAAAUGCUAGAGAUGAUGAUGUAUUUGUUGUAGUAGGGAAACCAAGCCAUCCAGUUGAUGUUGACUCCGCAGAGAGCUCCCAGCAAAGCAAGACUCCAGAGAGCUCCCCUCAGCGAGGCUGGUUAAGGACCGGAGCUGAGGUGAAGCAAGAAGGCAAGGACGUCAUCGUUCAGCUGACACCAACUCCUGUAGAAAAGGAUUAUGGGCAGAGUAACCCCGAAGAUGCUGACAUGUACACCACUAGGAGCUAGAUAAAGAGCGCUGCUAUAAUGGGGUGGAUGGGAUGGAGUCAAUGCGUGCUGCCCAGUGAAGAUCUGCGUCUUGAAAGAUAACUAUAGUAGGGUAUAUGCAAAGGGAAACGUGCUAUUGUUAGGAAUCUUUGUAAGAGUAAGGGCUUAUAAUUACUAUAAUCAUAAUUAAAUAUUUGUAUUAUAUAUUAGCUUUUGAGAAGAAAUGUAUGGGCAAUUUAGUAUUUGGUUUUCAAAUCUUUACUAUUAGGCAAUUUAUAUAUCCACUGAGAUUUAAUUGGGAAUUUGAGAAAUGACUUUGUGCUCAUAAGAUUUAUGUGCUUAUAUCUUUAAUAAUCUUCAUUGCAAACAAGCAGUAUGUUUAGAGGGCAAUUUAAGCUAAGGAAACUGACUUUUUCUCUGUAAUCUCACUGUUCAUUUGACAAAGCUUGAUAUGAAUUUUAAACCACAACGUAACAUGGGUCAGCCCUAUUAUUAAUUUACUUGUAUUCUUUAAAUAAUUCACUUUAAUCAUAAGAAGAAUAUAAGGUCAGAAAUGAUGGGUAGGUGACAUGCAGCUCCUUGGGAAAUGAUGUUUGUGUAUAUACCUUUUCUCAAUAAAGAAUAUUGGAUGUAUAUUUAAAA
Molecule: messenger RNA, 6570 nt
Organism: Penaeus vannamei (Pacific white shrimp)
Lineage: Eukaryota; Metazoa; Arthropoda; Malacostraca; Decapoda; Penaeidae
Source: RefSeq, a predicted model, not a curated record